Molecule: messenger RNA, 1761 nt
Organism: Aspergillus sclerotioniger CBS 115572
Lineage: Eukaryota; Fungi; Ascomycota; Eurotiomycetes; Eurotiales; Aspergillaceae
Product: vanillin dehydrogenase
Exons: 3
Coding region: 451-1758 (435 amino acids)
Molecular function (GO): succinate-semialdehyde dehydrogenase (NAD+) activity
Source: RefSeq, a predicted model, not a curated record
CCCCAACCCGUGGGAGAGUUUCCAUCCCAAGAGGAAAUUCCCGCUGGUGGUGUACCAUCGGGAUGUGUCCCCCACCUAACAACCGAGUCAUGAUGACAUUUUUGGAAUGGCGCACCACAGAAGCUUCCGUAGUUAUGAUGAGUCCCGUCACAGCAUGCGGCGGGACGGCAAUAUCACUGACAAUCGUCGGCUCCAUCAUGCCGGGGAAGUUCCCGAAGGUGUCCCCUCACUUCGGUGGCUGCAGAUUGCUAGAUGCACGAAGAUUGGGGCCCUCGCGCUUCUCAUUAUGGUGGCCAAUCCCCCCCUCUUGCCCCCCUCAAUUUCACCCUUUCCCUUCACUCUCUGAACAGGUGGCUAAACGUCGCCCCUCUCGCCUAUCCUUCUCACUCCAUCCCGUCUAGUCUUUCUCCUUUCUUCUUCUCGGAUGCUCUAGAUACUUCAUAAGAAACCAUGAUUGCCAAAAAUCCCAAUGCUAACUACGCGAUCAUCCCGCUAAUUAUUAACAAUGAGUCGGUCGUGGCAGAUACCAUAUUCGACAUCACGAGCCCCGCGACGGGGGAGGUGAUUGACCGUUGCGCGGGGGCGACAGUCGACGAUGCCAAUCGUGCUGUCGCAGCCGCGAAGGCGGCUUUCCCCGGGUGGAGUAGCAUGAAGCCUUACGACCGCAGAGAUAUCCUGAUGAAGGCCGCGGACGUCAUGCUUUCGCGAAAAGAAGAGUUGAUCCGUUAUCAGAUGGAGGAAACGAAUGCGGGACGUUCGUUCGUGGAGAAAACAUUCAAGAUGGGAGUAACUUUCUUGAAAGAUUUCGCAGCCAGAAUCCCAUCUAUCGAGGGGGCAGUGCCAUCAGUUUCCGAGGAUGGAGAAUGCGCGAUGGUCAUUAAACAGCCUUAUGGUGUAGUGUUGGGAAUCGCUCCUUGGAACGCUCCUUACAUCCUCGGAACGCGCGCAGUCGCUCUACCCCUCGCCGCGGGCAAUACGACGAUCUUAAAGGGCUCUGAACUGGCCCCGAAGUGUUUUUGGGCAAUUGGAGACAUCUAUCGCGAAGCCGGCCUUCCUGCGGGGUGUCUGAAUGUCCUCUACCACCGAACAUCCGACGCUGCGGCGGUCACCAACGCUCUCAUCGCUCAUCCGGCCGUGCGCAAGAUCAACUUCACCGGUAGUACCACCGUGGGCUCUAUCAUCGCUUCUACUGCCGGUAAAUAUGUGAAGCCAGUGCUCCUCGAACUGGGAGGUAAAGCGUCGGCCAUUGUCCUGGACGAUGCAAACCUGGAAAAGGCCGCAUUGGCUUGUGCACAAGGUGCCUUUAUGCAUUCUGGUCAAAUUUGCAUGUCAACGGAGCGGAUUGUAGUACAACGAUCUAUUGCAGACAGGUUCAAGCCGCUGUUGGCGGACGCGGUGGAGAAAUUGUAUGGCAAACAAGGGCCGGCGUUCGGCCUCGUGGCUCCAGCUGCAGUUAAGAAGAACAAAGAGCUGGUAGAGGAUGCGCUGGCCAAAGGCGCCAACCUUGUCUAUGGCGACCUCGCGGCGGUCGAGCUCGACAACAGUAGCAUGCGGCCUUUGGUUGUUGGCGAUGUUGCCAAGAACAUGGAUAUGUACUCCAUGGAGUCAUUUGGCCCUACCGUGUCCCUCAUUGUCGUCGACAGUGACGAAGACGCCGUGGCGCUGGCCAAUGAUACGGAGUACGGCCUUACUUCAACGGUCUUUACGGGCAAUCUCUUCCGUGGGCUCAGGGUGGCCAAACAGAUCGAGGCAGGGUGAGUU